This is a messenger RNA of Daphnia pulicaria, 1471 nucleotides long. RefSeq names its product mucin-6-like. The record is from RefSeq and is a predicted model, not a curated record. Lineage: Eukaryota; Metazoa; Arthropoda; Branchiopoda; Diplostraca; Daphniidae. The coding region runs from base 369 to 1049 and encodes 226 amino acids. The transcript has 3 exons.
GUAGCCGAGCUGCAUCAGUCGCUUUGCAACGCUCGUCGAUGACGCCCGCCUUCUGUUGUUGAUCUUCUUGUAUCGAGUAGAGAGAAUUUGUUACGCAACAACAAGCCCCAGUCAAAGACAGGUUGGAGAAAAACCCAGAAAUACCCCAAAUUUUUGAUUGAAACACAACUCAGCAGCGGUCUUAUCUUCAAUCGCGGACCUCAGGCACUGGAUGCGUCGCAGCUUGUCGAUCAAGAAAUAAGCCAAAAGAGGAACAACAUUUUUCUCAAUCUCGACAGGAACUGAUCCUACUCCGAGCCGUGAUCCAUCAGUUCAAGACUUGGCCCAUCAUUCAACAAGAGAAAAGGAAAAUUCAAGAGGAGCCAAACAUGUCGUUGACGAGAAUGAUACUGCUACCAGUUGUGCUGAUGGUAAUGACUAGUUGUUUGCUGACUUCUGGCAUUCCCCGAUUGACGAGCAACGCCAUGCUGUGGAAACGCCUGGGUCUCAAUCGAGGCAUUGGCAACGAACGGCCGCAAAUCACGUCCAGCAAGAAGAAGGGCGAGUCGACCGUGUACUUUAUCAAACUGCCGCCACAACCGCACUACUAUUCCCCUUUCAAUCUUCUGCCAACAUCCAACGACCAGAAAAAUACGCCGGAACCUUUCGAAACGGUGUCGGUCGACUUCACGGCCAACGGUAAACCGGAGAAUGUUUAUCACUGGAAUCUUCCGCUGAGUUUGACUCAUCCCACGACGACGACCACGACGACAACCACAACGACGCCACAUCCGCCGACGUCGACGCAUUCGCCAUUGAACUACAAGAAACCCUACCGCCAUAAUUACUACAACAACGGCAAACCCCACAAGUUGUAUUUCGUCAAACCUUCUUAUCGCGCCCCGGCGACCACCGUGCCCACCGCCAUUAACCCGACCACCACUACAGAGACGCCGCCAUCUUCGUCCACCAUCGGUUUCUACAAGAAACUUCAAUUCAAAAAGAAUUUCAAAGGCAACGGCAAACCGAAUCAGCUCUACUUCGUCCAACCCGCCCAUUUCAGUUUCUGAAAAAUCCAUCAAAAUAAUCUGUUGGCUUUUCUGUUUUAUUUUUUGAACUCUGCUGCUGCUGUUGUUAUUUUGUUUUGUGUUAACUUUAUUAUCUAGCAUGCCAUUAGCGAAGAAAAAACAAAACAUAGUAAUAAUAAAAAUGCGCGCGCGCAAACUGCGUAUAGCUCCAAGGUUUCUAACCAUUUCGUCGGCUUCCAAAUGUGCAUCAUUAUUAAAUUAAACGACCAUACAAAAAUGAGAAGAAAAACCCCAAACUAAAAAAUCGUAUUUUCUUCGUUCGCUUCUAUAUCUUCCCUAGCUCUUUUUUCUCCGACAUUUCCACUGGAUUUUUUGUUUUGUUUCCGUGUACAUAAAUGGUGGAAUACGCUUGUUAUUUUUCGUUAUAAAAUAAAAUUCAAAAAAAAAAAGUUAAUUUAAAAUAA